This is a messenger RNA of Olea europaea var. sylvestris, 2601 nucleotides long. Its product is annotated as nuclear transcription factor Y subunit gamma-like. The transcript is spliced from 22 exons. NCBI's taxonomy places the organism in Eukaryota, Viridiplantae, Streptophyta, Magnoliopsida, Lamiales, Oleaceae. Gene Ontology annotation, cellular component: nucleus. The coding region runs from base 1020 to 2447 and encodes 475 amino acids. Gene Ontology annotation, biological process: regulation of DNA-templated transcription. The record is from RefSeq and is a predicted model, not a curated record. Gene Ontology annotation, molecular function: protein heterodimerization activity.
AUCCAACCAGAUUAAUCUAUUAAAUAAUAAUGCAAAAAACUUUAAAAUAGUGAAAAAAGUGGAGGCUCGUGGAAUCAUUAGGAUUGAUAGGAUGGUUAAAAUCCAGCAACAGAACCACAAGAUUCUACAAUUUAAUUUUCCUGUUAGAAUUGGAUCGUAGAAUAGAACCAUAUGAUCAUAACAUCCGGAUCGAGAGAAUAUAACAACCAUGGUUCUACUUUCUUCAAAUAUCUACCAAGGGUCUAUAAUUUAACAUCUAAUUUUCUGUAGCUUAUGAUUUUUAUUGGUAUAUUAUAUUAUAUUCAUUUAUCUGAAAUUGAUUGAAGGAAUCAGUAAAGUUGCAGACUGCAUCAAUGGUGGUCAGCAGUCAGAAUUAUGCUAUCACAAUUCCACUAGUUAUCCUUUUACUUUGAUUAAUGGGAAUUUUGAUACGGAAGCUUAAGCCCUUCUACACGCUGAACCUGUUUUGUGAUGGCAAGUAGGAAGGCAAUCAUACAGGUCAUAUUGUAUCAUGGUUUAGUUGCUGAAAGAAGGCCGUGAAUAAUGAAGCCUAGAUUCAAACACAAGGCAGAAUGGAGAGAUACUUAUCAAUGUUUGCAGGCAAGCAUUAGCAUUUGGCACCACGGUUCAAUUUAUUUAUGUUGAUAGAAUAUUCCAUGAGAAGUUUUCCUUAAAUCUCAAAGAAAAGGCUCAAUUACCAUGAUUCAGACCUAUAUCUGAGAAGAACGGAAGUACAGAAACUACAAUCAAAGAAAUGGGAUCACAAAUUUACAAAUUGACAUUAACACAAGAGUUGAAAUUUGGAAGGUAAAAGGUCUUAGCAGAGGGUAAAAGAGACGAGUAAGCAACUUUUGAAAUCUUGACUUGUCUAAAAUUUCACUUCCUCGACGAGCCUACGAGUUGAUUGGACGGCGCACUUACCAUAUAAUGAGUCAAAUUAUCAAAAUCCCCGAACAUUCGUUGAAGAGCAGGAUGGAGAGGCCAGGAGUUCUCAUUUUAAGAAUCUAUUGAGGCAAAACAUGCUAACUUUUUGGAAGGAUCGACUGGUUGAGAUCCGUAACUCUCGAGAUAUACGGUACAAACAUGUGCUUCCCUUUGCUCGGAUAAGAAAGAUAAUGAAAUCUGAUAAAAAAGUAAAGAUGAUCAGCUCAGAUACUCCUAUAUUAUUUGCAAAAGCUUGUGAGCUCUUCAUUUUGGAUCUCACACUUCGAGCUUGGAUGAACGCAGAAGAUAACAGUCGCCAAUCUCUGCGGCACUGUGAUGUUUUCACGGCAAUAAUGGGUGAAGAGCUUCUCAGCUUCCUAGCUAAAAUUAUCUCUUCUGAUAGAUACCAGAAGGAAAUAUCAGCAGACUCUCAUGGAGGAGACACUCAUCAGUGCCCAGCCAAUCCAAUGAACACUAAGGAGCGCCCAGCAUAUCCAAUGACUUUGCAAAACUUGAAUUCGGCCUUGCUCAUGAGAAGCCCAGAAGCGCCUCAGCAUCUUGUGUUUCCACCAUCAUUCUCGGCAGCUGAAACCAAUUAUCGGCAAGGGUCUAAUGAGCAAACAUUGGUAGACUGUCCUGGAGGCACUGAUCAAUACCCAGAAUAUCCAAUGAAUUUGCACAACUUGAAUUCAGCCUUGCUCACAAGAAGCUAUGCAGCACCUCAGCAUCAUGCGUUUCUACCAUCAUUCUCAUCAACUGAAAACAAUUAUCGGCAGGGUUUUAACGAUCAAACAGUUGCAGACUGUCGUGGAGACACUAAUGAGCACCUCGCCAAUCCGAUGAAUUUUCACAACUUGAAUUCAAUUAUUUUUAAUCAGUUUUCGUUGAGAAGCCAAGAAGGGCCUCAGCAUCUUGUGUUUCCACCAGAAUUCUCAUCGGUUGAAACCAAUUAUUUACCUGAUCUUAAUGAUCAAACAGUUGCAGACUAUCGUGGAGACACUAAUGAGCACCUCGCCAAUCCAAUGAAUUUUCACAACUUGAAUUCAAUUAUUUUUAAUCAGCUUUCGUUGAGAAGGCAAGAAGAGCCUCAGCAUCUUGUGUUUCCACCAGAAUUCUCAUCGGCUGAAACCAAUUAUCUCCCCGAUCUUAAUGAUCAAACAGUUGCAAACUGUCGUGGAGACACUAAUGAGCACCCCGCCAAUCCAAUGAAUUUUCACAACUUGAAUUCAAUUAUUUUUAAUCAGUUUUCGUUGAGAAGCCAAGAAGGGCCUCAGCAUCUUGUGUUUCCACCAGAAUCCUCAUCCGCUGAAACCAAUUAUCUCCCCAAUCUUAAUGGUCAAACAAUUGCAGACUGUCGUGGAGACACUAAUGAGCACCCCGCCAAUCCAAUGAAUUUUCACAACUUGAAUUCAAUUAUUUUUAAUCAGCUUUUGUUGAGAAGGCAAGAAGGGCCUCAGCAUCUUGUGUCUCCUCCAGAAUUCUCAUCGGCUGAAACCAAUUAUCUCCCUGAUCUUAAUGAGUGAGAAGAGUACUUUAUGGAAUAUUGAUGAAGUACAACAUUGAAAGGAGAAAAUAUUUCGGCUUCGAACUUUUCCUUGUUUAAUUAAUUUAGUAAUCAGAACAACAAUGUUUUCCCUUUUCAUGGGACGAAUUAAGUAAUUCGGUUUGUUAUUUUCU